Messenger RNA from Ipomoea nil (Japanese morning glory), 2153 nucleotides. Its product is annotated as serine/threonine-protein phosphatase 5. The record is from RefSeq and is a predicted model, not a curated record. The transcript has 13 exons. Gene Ontology annotation, cellular component: cytosol; nucleus. Gene Ontology annotation, molecular function: protein serine/threonine phosphatase activity; protein binding. Lineage: Eukaryota; Viridiplantae; Streptophyta; Magnoliopsida; Solanales; Convolvulaceae. Bases 229 to 1890 code for a protein of 553 amino acids.
GUUAACAUCAACAACUACUCCGUACUACCGAUAUUCUACAUUGCAGUGAACAUCACUACAGUGGAGCCGGAGCCAUCUAGGGUUAUAUUCCCUCCCUAGCUUUCGGUUUCUCUCUCCUCCAUUGACGACGACGACCGAAAGCAACGACCACAACCGAGAUUCAUGAACUCUGAAAUCUUCUGAUUGCAAGUCCGUGUCAUAAAAAGAAUCGUCAAUAUUUUGUCCACAAUGGAGCCUGAACAUUCCAACGACUCUCAAGCUGAACAGCUCAAACUCCGAGCCAAUGAAGCCUUCAAAGCGCAUAAAUUUGGGCAAGCUAUUGAUUUGUACACACAAGCAAUUGAGUUGAACAGUAAGAAUGCGGUUUACUGGGCUAACCGUGCCUUCGCGCACACUAAACUGGAGGAGUACGGUAGUGCUAUACAGGAUGCUACCAAAGCUAUUGAGGUUGACCCUAAAUAUUCAAAGGGGUACUAUAGACGAGGUGCUGCAUAUUUGGCGAUGGGGAAGUUUAAAGAUGCACUCAAAGAUUUUCAGCAGGUCAAGAGAUUAUGUCCAAAUGAUCCUGAUGCUACGAAGAAAUUGAAGGAAUGUGAGAAGGCUGUGAUGAAGCUUAAGUUUGAAGAAGCUAUUUCUGUACCUCAAUCUGUGAAACAAUCAGUAGCCGAUUCUAUUGACUAUCAUUCUGUAGGGUCAGGCCCUGGCUACUCAUAUGUUUCCACCAAAGUAACUGCUGUAGCAGCGGCAGUAGCACUAAUGGCAGUACUGGUGGUAUAUAUGGGAUCUACACCAGCCACAGGGGUGGUGGCAGCAGCUUUGGCAACAGUAUUGGUGGUAUUGGGAACAUUUUGGUGGGGUCGCCUCAAUCUCAGUUUCUUUACCAAGAGUCAAACAGUUGAAUUAGAAGUGGAGCCACAGUAUACCGGUGCAAGGAUAGAGGGAGAUGUUGUAACUUUAGAUUUUGUGAAGAAAAUGAUGGAUGACUUCAAAAACCAAAAGAAUUUACACAAAAGAUAUGCGUACCAAAUUGUUUUACAAACACGCGAAAUGCUGCGAUCAUUGCCUUCGCUUGUUGACAUUGAGGUUCCUCAAGGGAAGCAUUUUACUGUAUGUGGAGAUGUGCACGGCCAGUUUUAUGACCUUCUAAAUAUUUUUGAGCUCAAUGGGCUUCCAUCUGAAGAUAAUCCAUACCUCUUCAAUGGUGACUUUGUUGACAGAGGGUCUUUCUCUGUUGAAGUCAUAUUGACACUGUUUGCUUUCAAGUGCAUGUGUCCAUCAGCUAUGUAUCUCUCUCGAGGAAAUCAUGAAAGCAAGAACAUGAACAAGAUAUAUGGUUUUGAGGGUGAGGUCAGGUCCAAAUUAAGCGAAACUUUUGUGGAACUUUUUGCGGAAGUAUUCUGCUGUUUACCCUUAGCUAAUGUGAUAAAUGGGAAGAUUUUUGUUGUCCACGGAGGGCUUUUUAGUGUUGAUGGUGUGAAGCUCUCUGAUAUUAGGGCAAUUGAUCGGUUUUGUGAGCCACCAGAAGAAGGGUUGAUGUGUGAACUUUUGUGGAGUGAUCCACAACCUCAACCUGGGAGAGGACCUAGUAAACGUGGUGUUGGUCUCUCAUUUGGCGGGGAUGUAACAAAAAGAUUUUUGCAGGACAAUAAUCUAGAGUUAGUUGUGCGAUCUCAUGAAGUAAAAGAUGAAGGGUAUGAGAUUGACCAUGAUGGUAAACUCAUCACUGUGUUCUCUGCUCCAAACUACUGUGAUCAGAUGGGUAACAAGGGAGCUUUUAUCCGUUUCCAAGCUCCUGAGCUUAAACCAAAUAUUGUCACAUUUUCAGCUGUGCCACACCCUGAUGUCAAGCCAAUGGCAUAUGCCAACAACUUCCUUCGGAUGUUCUCAUAGUCCCCAAGCAUAACGGAUUUUGCAAGCUGCUGGCAGAGAGCGGAGUUGUCCUGAAAGGCGGGUGAAGGUAGGGCUGGCUCGAUCUUGUUGACUAUACAAUUCUCUAGCCGAUAUUUUUUGGGACUUUCCUCACUGCUUAUAAGAAUUGUCACAGAUUUUGUUUGUGUUGAAAGAAAAUAUAGGUUUAGUUGUAAUAGCCCGCCCAAAUAACAAGAUCGUCAGGAAUGUAUUGCCACUCUGUUUAUCUGUAUCCAUUUGUGCAA